Molecule: messenger RNA, 5214 nt
Organism: Nasonia vitripennis (jewel wasp)
Lineage: Eukaryota; Metazoa; Arthropoda; Insecta; Hymenoptera; Pteromalidae
Product: neuroligin 2
Exons: 10
Coding region: 493-3429 (978 amino acids)
Biological process (GO): chemical synaptic transmission; modulation of chemical synaptic transmission; neuron cell-cell adhesion
Cellular component (GO): cell surface; postsynaptic membrane; synapse
Molecular function (GO): signaling receptor activity; neurexin family protein binding
Source: RefSeq, a predicted model, not a curated record
GGACGUCUGCACGCGACGGCAGUCGGCCCGGGACGCUCGCUCGGCGCGGCGCAACCUGUCGGUCUCCUCUCUCUCUCUCUCGAUCUCUCGAGUGUACAAGUGCUCAAGUCUCGAUUAUACAGUAGUGAGGAUAAAUUACGAAGACACACGGCAGAGGAAUAUCCAAGGGAUAUAAUACGCGGCCGAGGCGCAAAAGCUCGAGCCGAGGCGAAUGAGCCUCAACGAGGAUGGGCUGCCAGCAGCAGCAGCAGUUUCCUCUGACGUCAGCGGCAUCAUCGAGAGCGGACGCAGAGACGAGGAAGUCUGGAUCGGGUUCGGAGCAGCAAACAGGUUGGCGGCCGAGCGGCUCUAGCCAGCUUCUGCGAGCGCACUGCAACGACGAGCCGCAGCAACCACCACUACCUGCACCUGCAGCGCAGCUUCGGCCCAGAUGCGGCGCCGCCGGCGAGUCAUCCUGCUCAUCGGGCAUCGCCGCGUGACGUCGCCGCGGCGAUGCGCCGCCCGCCUGGUACUGCCGCAGCAGCCGCCACUUCGACACUACGAGACGACACUCGAGCCGCUAGCUACUACCCGGAUGGAAAUGGCGCAUCGAGAGCGGCUCAGCAGCACUACCCGGGGGCCUCGGCGGAGCAGCGUCGAAGACCCCGACACCUCCUACUGGGCCUCGUCUGGGCCUUACUCCUACUGCAGCACGUCGACCUCGCGGCCACGACCAAUAGCUCGGCCGGUCAAAAGUACAGCACGCGUGUGGUGCGUACGAGAUACGGAAGCCUGCGAGGAGUCGUCUCACGGAGCACGACCGAGGCGACGGUCGAGGUCUACCUUGGGGUACCCUACGCUACCCCACCGCUUGGCUCCCUGCGCUACAUGCCCCCGGUCACCCCCUCGCCAUGGCGCGGCACACGUCUAGCCGACAGUAUGCCGCCGGCAUGCCCCCAGAAGGUACCCCGGCCCGACGGGAAUACCCCAAGGGCCCAAAGGGCCUACCUCGAGAAAGUGGGACCUCUGCUGGCCAAUCAGAGCGAAGACUGCCUCUACCUCAAUCUGUACGUGCCCAGGCCGCCCAGCGCUACCUUAGCCGCCGCCGCUGCCGCAUCGCCUCAUUCAGGUGGUCCGUCGUCCUCGUCGUCGGCGGAUCUACUGCCAGCUCUGCUACUCGUCCACGGUGACUCGUACUCGUGGGGAGCCGGGAAUCCGCUGGACGGAACUGCUCUCGCUGCUCACGGACGGCUCAUCGUUGUCUCCAUCAACUUUCGUCUAGGUAUUUUAGGUUUCCUGAAGACAAGCUCGAAGGGAAGCGCACAGGGCAAUUACGGCCUCAUGGACCUCGUGGCCGGAGUGCACUGGCUGAAGGAGAAUCUGGCCGCCUUCGGCGGCGACUCCAAUCGAUUGACUCUGCUGGGCCACGGGACCGGCGCCGCGCUGGCCAACUUUCUCGCCGUUUCGCCGAUGGCCAAAGAGCUGGUGGAGCGAGUCGUGCUACUGGGAGGCUCGUCUCUGUCGCCCUGGGCGGUACAGCGUGAGCCGUUGGCGGUGAAGAGAAGAGUCGCCGAAUUGGCUGGAUGUCCCGGCGAUCUGGAGCUGGACGACGUGGCGCCUUGUCUCAGGCUCAGGAGCGUCGAGGAACUGCUCGAACUGAGGCUCGACGUGCCGAGGUUCACCUCGGGAUUCGCGCCCUUUAUCGACGGGGCGAUACUGCCCUCGAGCUUGCUCAGCAAUCAGAACUUUCAACCGACAGUGUCGUCAUCGGGUCUGAUGCCGCUGGUACCGGGUCCAGGUUCCGAAUUCGCCAACUUCGGCGAUCGGGACGUCCUCAUGGGUCUCACUUCCGACGAGGCUUGGCUCGAGCUAACCGAACAAGAUCUCGAGAGCGGCCUGAACGAGACGCGCCGGGACAGGAUUCUCCGCACGUACGUGCGCAACACGUACCGCUACCAUCUGCACGAGAUCUACUCGGCCUUGCGGAACGAGUAUACCGACUGGGAACGCGGAGAACCUAGUCCGAUCGCUAUCUGCGAGGGUCUCCUGUCGCUGCUGGGAGAUGGUCAGGUUGCGGCGCCGCUGCUCAGGUUGGCGCUGCUGCACUCGGCCACCGGCGGUAGAGGCUACUUUCUGCACUUCCAACCUGGCGAGCGACCUAGUCAGAAGGGCGAGGAAUUGCCGUACUUACUGGGACUGCCGCUGCUCAGAGCAGAGGGCGCCAUCGUGCCCGGCAAUUACAGCCUGGCCGACGAGAAUCUGUCCAGGUUGCUCGUGCACUACCUGUCCAACUUCAUCAGGCGAGGCGAUCCGAACGGCGCGGCUAUGUCGUCGAUGUCGUCUGCUUGGGCCUCGUCAGCCGACGUGGGCAUCGCGAGUCCCCCCUUCUGGGACUCGUACGACUCGAUCAACCAGCUAUACCUGGAGGCCAGUCGCAGCGGCACGGAGAUGCGCUCGCACUAUCGCGGCCACAAGAUGAGCCUCUGGCUGAAUCUUCUGCCGCAGCUGCACAGGCCAGGCUACGAGAUCAGCAUGCGGCAUCACCACCUGGCCGAGAGUCCUGCCCUCUACGAGGGCGCUGUCAGGCCGCAAUCCAUGGCUAUGCCCAUACCUGCACCACCACUACCUCUGCCGUACCCCACCGAGCCUUCCAUCUCCAGUUCGGCGGCCAUCAGCUCGACCAUGGCCACGACGACCGACUGCACGCCUAACCUCACCAGCAGCAUGAUCCCCGGCGCCGGUACCACUUCCACUAGCGGUGACAUCGGCUCCAGUCCCAACAACCUCCUUCGCAAGCUAGCCUCCAGUCACUACCAGAGCUACACGACUGCCUUGACGGUAACCAUAGCCGUCGGGGUCUUCCUGCUGCUGCUCAAUAUCCUCAUCUUCGCCGGUAUCUAUCAUCAGCGAGACAAGACUGGCACGCUCACGGCUGGAAUCGAUCAGUGCUCCCUGGCGGGUCUGGACAAGAAGAAGGAGGAGCUCCUGGAGAUCGGCUGCUCCGGCGGUCUUCUCCAGCGCGACUCGCCGAGUCUCUCCAAGCUCCACACCGGCUCCUCGUCGACCACCCACGCGAGCAAGCGUUCGCUUUCCACCUUCGUUCUCGCCGAUUCACCGAGCGACAGCGGCAGCCCCGUCGCUCCCCACAAGACCAAAUUCGUCGACGAGCUCGAGCACAUGCAGCUCCAGGAGUACGAGUGCAGCCAAAGCUCGUACUACUGUCCGAGUCCGUCGACCCAGAGUCGGUUACAGCAGCGGACCCCGUCGCCGUGCGUCGACGCGACUAUGGCAGCGCAGGACGACGGCCUCGACGAGGAUCUACCCGAUCCACCGCCGCCACCCAAGAGCCCGGCUCCGGCGGCUGGGAUGAUGUGUCCGGGUAUUCUGAGGCAACCCGGGACUCCUGGCAGUGCCAAGAAAAGGGUCCAGAUACAGGAGAUAUCUGUUUGAUUUAAUUACACCGACGAUCUACAUUAUAUUUGCGUAAUAUUGUAUAGAUGAAAAUAAGAAGUCUUAUUUAUUGUUGGAUUUUAUUGACACGAGUUUAUAUAUAGCGAGAAACGGAUUAAGAUAUGGGAAGGGAAAAGAAUUAAUUAUGGUUGUGUGAUUCUCUCAUUAUUAUACAUACAUGCAUAUUGUAUUGCGUAUUAUACAUAUUAUAAUCUCUCUGUCCGAGGAAAAGAAUUGAUUUAUUCAUACGUUGACUACUACCAUGAUGUGUUAAUAUAUGCGAAUAUAAUAUUAUAUUGAUUAUAUAGGGACAAAUUUUUUAAAGGGCCGUUAUAAUCGAGAAGUAUAUGAUUAUUAUAUGAAACAAUAAAUGUGUUCAAUAUACGACGGAUGUAUAAUUAGGGAGAACGACGUAAGAAAGAUGCCAAAAAAAAAGUAAUAAUUGCACAUCACGCGACUCUGUAGAAUCUCAGGCGUGUUAAGCGUAUAAUUCCGAUACUCUUCCGAACCUGCAUAUACUUUUUCUUCUAUUAUACCAUAAAAAAUAAUACGGUGAAAGGCAAGGGGGAAGAAAAAUCGAUAAUAUUACUAUGAAAGUUAUGACUAGUUGACUAUAAUCCACUGAAUACGGGUGCCAAAUACAUAAUGUAGCCGACGAGAGAAAGAAAAAAGAGGACAAGAUUAUGCACACGAGAUACGGGAUUGAGAGUAUAACGAACGUAUAGAACACGAUCACAUCAUCCGAAGAGGAAUUAUAAAAAAAAAAAAAAAGAGAAAACAAUACACAGGACAGAGACGUAAUAACGACAGAGAGUUUGCUGCGCGUACACAGCUUGGAUACGCAAGGAAUUGAUAAUUCAUACAUAGACUUUGUGAUCGCUUAGCUUAGAAAAUUUUAAUCUCCGUAAUAGAGGCUCGACUAUACGUAGGGAGACGACGACACACGAUGAACCGAAACGUAACCAUCGAUAAGGGGCCUCGCGCGAGAGAAGAAUGAAAUGACGAGCUGUAUAAAAAAAAACGCGACGACGAUGAAUUUUCGGUUAUUCGAUUCGCAUUAUGUAUAACACGGGCGUCAGACGAAUCGCCCCCGCAGUCUGUUGUAGAUGUAAAUCCGUGUAUAAUAUAUAUAUAUUAUACACAGAGGAGAAGAGAACACACGACGAGUCGCUGGGGGUGCUCACGUAUACACAAUUAACACAGACGCUCACACAAACACACGUACACAGUUGAACCAGGACAAAUAAGAGAGAAACGUCCCCCUCCAACCCCUUCCGUGUUAGUUUCGUUAGCUGGAAGAAACACACUUGCCAAAGUUCGCGAUAUUAUUAUAUAAUACGACAAAGAAAAUGAAGAAUAAUAAUAAAAUAAAAUAAAACGUUCUGUCGUCGCAGCGUCUCGAUCUUCGCGAGAUCGAGUCGCCUUAUAAAGAAAAUAUACGUAAACCGUGAUACGUAACGGAACGCACAAUUCCUUAAAAAAAAAAAAUAAUAAUAAAAACCCUAAUAGGGACGAAAAGAUGAAGAAUUGUACAUAUAUAGGAUUCGCCGCGUGUGUCGCGCGUAAAUUCAUUACAUAAGCAGAAAAACAUAAGGUAUUAAUCGAUAAUUAACGAUUAUAUACAUAUAAAAUUAAUAACGUAAACGGGAUACUAUUAAUAAAACGUAGAGAGGCGAGACGAACCGCGCGCGUGUGAGCACUCCUGGUCUUCCUUUAAACUAAUCGAUUAACGACGAGCAUUUAAAAAAAAAAAAAAGAACAAUUCAUCUUAAAAGCCAAGAAUGG